Molecule: messenger RNA, 1284 nt
Organism: Ooceraea biroi (clonal raider ant)
Lineage: Eukaryota; Metazoa; Arthropoda; Insecta; Hymenoptera; Formicidae
Gene: Ttc19
Product: tetratricopeptide repeat domain 19
Biological process (GO): mitochondrial respiratory chain complex III assembly
Cellular component (GO): mitochondrial inner membrane
Molecular function (GO): protein binding
Source: RefSeq, a predicted model, not a curated record
AUGUAUCGCUUGAACUUAAUACUUCGCACGUCCAAGCGCAUCGCAUCAAACAUCGUCUUCGUCCGAUUAACAGAGGAUGCUCGAUACGCUCACGUCUGGAAAAAUGCCUUUGCGAAACCUAUGCAGCUCUGUACAGCAGCGAGAUAUCAUUUCCGCGAUAAUCAUAGAUCGCAGGAAAGAAGAUUCAGAAAGCUUCUUGCAACAUCCUUGCAUGUAGUGUUUCUUCAUUAUUUACUGGGUAUCGAGGAUACCAGCGAGGAAGACGUUCCUGAAAUAAUUCUGACAAUUAAACGAUCUAUAUUGUUAAUACAGAAGGGACAGUUCGAUAAGGCAGAGCAAAUGUUACAUUUAGCGUUGCGUCAAGCGCAAACCAUACAACAUUACGACGCUAUUACAUACAUUCACGAUGCAAUGGCUAAUCUUGCGUUUGACACCGGGGAUUAUCGCAAAGCGCAGACCCUAUUUAAAUCUGUUUUACAAAGACUGAUGUCAAAUGGAGCCGCGGAGGAUGACAUGAGGGUCAUCCACAUAAGCCUAAAAAUGGCUAAAGUGUUGGAACAUCUAAAAGAACCAAAGACCGCAGAGCAAGGCUACCAAUUUUGUAUGGAGAAGUUGAAAGAGCGCAUUGAGAAAGAUCCUGAGCACAAGGAUGCUAUCUUACUGCAGGGUAUGACUUUUGAUUGGUAUGCGCGAAUGCUGUUGUCACAAUCUCGACAUACCGAAGCUUUCAACUAUUUUCUUCAGGCGUAUAACAUAUGCAGAGAAAUGAACGGUGAAGAGCAUGAGCAGACUGUAGUUUUGCUGAAUGACUUGGGAACUGUUUGCUACAAGCAAGGAAACUAUGAUGAAGCUAUCAAAUAUCUGUCUGCUGCAGCAAAAAUAGGAAAGAAUUUACCAGACAUGGUCGAUUUGAGUUGGAUUCACGUAAAUUUAGGGAAUGUGUACCUUAAGAAAGGUCUUUACGACGAGGCCAGAAAAUCGUGUCUAAAAGGAAGGAAAAUAGCUAAAGCUAAGGAUGAUAAUGAUUCAUUACUAGAAGCCGAUGAAUGCCUCAAAGAAAUUAAGAAAUUACUAUCUUAAACUCUUGUGUCUAGACAUUAAUAAAUUGUACAUUGAAUAGACACAUAAUUAAGUACUUCUAAAAAUAUAUAAUUCACGACAAACAUAUAAUGUAUAUAUACUUGUAAGUAAUUAUGCAUAGGAAUUAUCCUACAACUGUAUAAAAGUAUAAAGUCAAAGUAUAAUUUAUAACUAUGUAAUAUAUUAAAUAUCUUGCAGACCAAA